Messenger RNA from Hydra vulgaris (swiftwater hydra), 1652 nucleotides. The record is from RefSeq and is a predicted model, not a curated record. Lineage: Eukaryota; Metazoa; Cnidaria; Hydrozoa; Anthoathecata; Hydridae.
UAUUUGUAAAUUAAAAACAUUAUUAAAGAUAUUCUUUAAAUGUCUGGAGAAAAUUCUGUAAAGCGAGGGUCACAAUGUUGUGCAUUUGGUUGCAAUAAGAGAAAGUAUGGUGGUGGUAAAAGAAGUGAUAGCGAUGGACCUUCUGAUGAAGAAUCAUCACUAAAACGAAAAUUUCCUAGAACGUUUCAUAAAUUUCCUUCUAACACUGAAAAAAGAAAAGAAUGGAUCAACAGAAUACAUCGUCAAGAAUGGAGUCCAGGAGUUAGCAGUCUGAUAUGCUCUGAUCAUUUUUUGGAAAAGGAUAUUGACAGAACUGGACAAACAGUUAGGUUGAGGCAAAAUUCUUUGCCAAAAAGAUUUAAAAAUUUUCCAGACCACUUAAAAAAGACAACGAAAGAGAGAAAAAGUCCUACUGAAAGAUGUAUUUCUAAUUCUGAGAUAAGUGAUUCUGAAACUAGUAUUUUACCUAUCUGCAUGAAAUUUAGCUCUCCUAUAAAAACAUGUAAUUCCAUUUUAACACCAGAAAAACUGUUAACAGAUCGAAGAAUCAAGAUCAUUCAGUCUUUAAAAAAAAAGGUAAAAGCAGAGCAGCAAAAAUCUAGAAGAAUGAAAAAAUGUAUAACGUCUCUUAAAUCAGUCAUAAAAAUACUACAUCAAAAACACAAAAUAUCAUCAAAUUGUGAAGAAAUGCUAUCAAAAACAGUCCCCCUUGCUGUAGCCAGAAGAAUGAUAAAAGGAAAAAAUAACAAUAAGGGAUGUCAAUAUUCAGAAGAAAUUAAAUCGUUUGCACUUACCCUACAGUUUUAUUCAAGUAAAGUAUCUUCUAACAUACAAGUUAAGUCAAGACCACCUUGAGUUGUUUUUUGGCUCCAUCCGAGGAUCAGGAGGAUUUAACAAUAAUCCAACAGCACAACAAUUCACUGCUGCAUAUAAGCGACUUUUACUUCGAAGCCAUAUUGAAGGAGGCUCAGGGAAUUGUGAAAAACUAAACACUGCACAAAUUUUAAACAUCUUAGACGAUUCUGUUACAGUAAGCGAUGAGAGUAUAGAUAUAACCUCAAUUAGCAUAAUGAGAAAAUACGACCUUUCCGAAAGACCAGCUAAGCUAAUUGAUCACGAUUAUUCUUUUAUUUGUAAUAUUUCAUUGCUAACUGAGUAUAAAAAGGCAGCUAUUUCUUAUAUAUCAGGUUUCGUUGUUGGAAUGGUAAAAAAACAAAUAUUUUGUAUGUUAUGCUGUAAUGCACUUGGUUCUAAAAACCAUGUUCCAGAAUCUAAUUUUCUUAAAGUAAAAGAUAGUGGUGGCCUUAUAAAACCAAAAAAAGAUGUUAUUGUUGUUUGUGAAGAAACUGAAAAAAAAAUUGUGAGAAUGCUAGCAACAAUACCUGGAAAACUGCCACAUUCCAAGAACAUCCCAGAAGCUAUAUCUAUUUCAGUUUUAGAAGACUUAGGUUCUGAUAUAUUUAAAGAUUUGGAUGAACACAUGUUUGAUACUGGGAUUAAUGAAAAUCACGUGUUUAAGUUAAUUAAAAUAAUUUCUCACUGUUAUUGCAAAGUGAGACUAUACGAUCUUGGAAAACAAGCCACUGAGAAAGUGGCAGGAAAAAAUAUUCGAAAAAAAUUUAGUAAAUUAGUAUUAUUUAAUCACCAAUAAU